AUGAAGGCGGGGGCUUCUGGUGUUUUCUGGCUCCCAAAGCUUUCUUGCCCAACCCCCUGCCACCAUGGUGGUCACAUUCACAGAUCUCUUCUCCACCCACUCCCUGUGUUUUGUGUGCCACAGGCGAUCCUCCUGGUUCACUGGCUGCUGACGAUCUGGGGCUGCAUCGUGUUCCCGGGCGCCUAUGCGUGGUCCAACUUCACCAUCCUGGCCUUGGGCGUGUGGGCCGUCGCGCAGCGGGACUCCACCGACGCCAUAAGUAUGUUUCUGGGUGGCUUGGCGGUCACCAUCGUCCUGGACAUCAUCCACAUCAGCAUCUUCUACCCGCGGGCCAGCCUCUCGGACACAGCGCGCUUCAGUGCUGGCAUGGCCAUCGUCAGCGCGCUCCUCAAGCCGGUCUCCUGCUUCUUCGUCUACCAGAUGUACCGGGAGCGCGGGGCUUUCCUUGGACCUUCACAGGAGCACAGUGCCUACCAGACGAUUGACUCCCCAGAAGUGCCUGCCGACCUGGAGAGCAGGGCUCACGUCCCCCAAGGAUACUGAAGCCAGCCCUGCUGCACCUGGCCCCAGCCUAGGGGCCAGUUUGACAAACUGCGGGGAGGGGUGGGAGGAGGCUGCAUCACCUUCUUGGUGCCUUGGAUGUCAUCCUAGGGGCGCUCCCGUCCCCCCAUCUUUCUCAGAACGAAUGUGGGAUGUGCCUUCCGGUUCCCCAUCUCAGGGCUUGCCUGAAUCAAGUGCCCUGAGAGGCCAGGAGCCCCUGUGCACACCUGUCCCAAACUCCUCGAGGCCUCUCCUCCCUUCCAGGUAUCCCGCUGGUGCCAGGCUGGGAACUGUGGUCGCUUUUGUCACCUCCACCCUUAGCUGCUCCGUGCAGGCCCCGGGUCGAGCCGUGCCUGAGCCCGGCGGGGUCAGGCCUCUAAGAGCCAGUGAUGCCCCUACCCCGCGCCUCUCCCGAAGUUGGCCAAGCCCUCCCGCGGGAGCUCUGAGAGCUUCUGGUCACACUCAGCCCCAGGAGUGCAGGGGUGAGGACCCCAGGAGUGCAGGGGUGAGGACCCCCGGCUUCUCACUGCCUAGUCACCUGGGGCCCGGGACCCCGGCACUCGAAGCUGGUGGUGUCUGCAGCCUCAGAGAUCCACCACAGCCUCCAGUUGCCCUUCUCAGAGCCAUGGCAUUAAAGUUCAGGGGAUCCCAUAGCUGAGUGUGUUUUGAGCCACGUCUAAUCUCCCGUCAGGGCUGGAGCCUGGACUUGCCAUUCCUGGGAAGAUUCCGGCGAAUCCCCAAGGCACCAGGCCUUAGGUGUCCAUUCUCUUGUGGCAGGAGGAAGCAGGGGCUCACGACCAGCUGGGCCUGCUCUGUGCUCAGCUCCGGCCCAGCCGAGGCCCCAGCAGAGGAGGGCACUGUUCAUUGCGGCAAACGGGUGUCCAUUUCUCCCAAUUCAGAUGGCUCAGGUAUUGGUUUGAAUCCCGCCCUGCCCCUGACUGUGUGCCCCUCAGACCCCCGUGUCUGCUGGAGGAGGCCUAAUGCCUGCCCAGAGAGUGAUGACGCAGCUGAAAUGUACGGUGCCUGGCCCUCGGGACGGCUCCCUGCGUGACAGCGAGGUUGUCGGGGGGGCUGUUCCUUGAGCCCAUGAUGAUGUUGAGUCAGUGGGCCAGGGGCGGUCUGCUCCUGGCCGACCCUGUGUCUUGGUCUCAGAGCAGACGGGGACACCUGUCCAGAAGCUCCAAGGACCCCAUGGCCAGGGCCCUACCCCACUCCCACUGGGAUGGCAUUGACCACUGGACCCCAGGUACCUGGGCUCUUUCAGGCCAUCCUGGCUCUUCCCCGGCACAAAGAGGUCAAGGCCUGGUGCACAGUCCCCUCCCCCCAUUCCUCUGUACCCAUCCGUCCAAAGAAGCUGAGCACCUGCCACAUGCUGUGCACAUGCUGUGCAGGGGCCUGGAGCUACAGGGGUGAACUCAGGUCCUGCUCUCGGGGGAACAGGCAUUAGGAGUCCUCUGUCAGGAGGCGAGAGCCCUGAAAGAAGGAACAUGGGCCUCCAGGGAUGGGACUUGUGCUCUGGGGCCAAGGGAUGCUGGGUGGCUGAAGCUCUGGAAAACCGGGAACAGCCUCAUAGUCGGACGGGGGCGGGCAGAUAAGCCGUGGUCCGUUCAUUCUAAGGAAUACCGUUCAGCAGUUCAAAUGAGUAAACCAGGCCUAUUUCUAUCAAUGUCGGUUCCCCCCGAGCGUUGGUUGCAGAAUGACGCACGUGAUAUGAGAGCGUUAGUGUGAAUUUUAAAACCUCUCAGCAAUACCCUGUAUUGUUCGUGG
Physeter macrocephalus (sperm whale) is the source of this 2307-nucleotide messenger RNA. RefSeq names its product angiotensin II receptor associated protein (gene AGTRAP). Gene Ontology annotation, biological process: angiotensin-activated signaling pathway; regulation of blood pressure. Lineage: Eukaryota; Metazoa; Chordata; Mammalia; Artiodactyla; Physeteridae. Gene Ontology annotation, cellular component: plasma membrane. The transcript is spliced from 5 exons. The record is from RefSeq and is a predicted model, not a curated record. The coding region runs from base 1 to 543 and encodes 180 amino acids.